CCGACCCACAAAAAGUCAGAUUCCCCUUUCAUUUCCCACUCUUUCACUGGAUACAUAACAAUAAGUUAACAACUCUUAUCACUUCGUCGUCCCUGUCAAUCGAUCAACAGAGGCAAGCAUUCUGUUUCCGACGCUCAAAUAAAAUCUACACUCUGAAGAAGGCGAUCGGGAUUCCGUGGUCUCCAGCGCCUACUUCUUCCUUCUUCGUCUUCCGAAUCCUUCGUCAAAUUGCUGACUCACUGAAUCAAUCUGGGAGAAUAACGAUGGUGGAAAUGAAAACUGUAAAAAGGGAAUCUCCUCUAGUUCAUUCCUCUGCCCUCUGGUUUAUGGUUUAUUCCAAUGGAUCUGAUCACUUGUAUGAUGUAUAAUUGAAUCGAAUCUCUGACCACUUCAUUACUCCUUCUCCCUCAGGGUUUGUAAAAAUUUCAAUUUUGCAAUGGGUUCGAAGAUUUUCCUUACAUUUACACUCAUCCCUUGUUUCAUGAUCUUCUUGAUUUUAGGGAUUGCCCACCUCCCAUCUAAUCUCAAAUAAAAACCCAAUCGAAUUUUUGAAAUCUGGCAUCAACGCAGCCACAAGCACUUAAAAGCCUCCGUUUUUACACUUUACCCAUCUCAAUAAAUGGCACUGGUGACAACCGCUGAGGUCUGCGAUGCAAACCCGCAGCUAAUCGUGAGCGGCGAGCUGAGAGCACUGCAGCCCAUCUUCCAGAUAUACGGGCGUCGCCAGGUGUUCAGCGGUCCCGUCGUGACCCUCAAGGUGUUCGAGGACAACGUCCUGAUCCGCGAAUUCCUCGAGGAGAAAGGCAACGGCAGGGUCCUCGUGGUGGACGGUGGUGGCAGCUUGAGGUGCGCCAUACUCGGUGGGAACCCGGUGGUUCAAGCUCAGAACAAUGGCUGGGCUGGGAUCGUGGUGAACGGCUGCAUUCGCGACGUCGAUGAGAUCAACGGGUGUGACAUUGGUGUCAGAUCUCUGGCUUCUCAUCCCAUGAAGGCUAAUAAGAAGGGCAUUGGGGAGAAGCAUGUUCCUGUCUCGUUUGCUGGGACUCGGAUCUCGGAUGGCGAUUGGCUCUAUGCCGAUACUGAUGGUAUCCUCGUCUCUAAAUCCGAGUUGUCCGUCUGAAGAAGAAGAAGAAGAAGAAGAAGAAGAAGAAGAAGAAGAAGAUCUCUGAUGAAGGUGUCUUUCGUAGUACUCAAAACAUCUCUAUAUGAUCUUCUGGUUUCCAGUUCAGGUGGCAAGUAAGUGUGUGAUGAUGUUUUCUCUGCUGCAACAUUCUUUAGUGUCAAUGUGUUAUAGCUCUAGAUUUCUGCUUUCCUUUUUGUGAUUGAAUCUCACAAGGUUCAGUUGUGAAACCCUUGAGAGCCGAAAUCAAUCGAAACCAGUUUUCGCCGCGGUUUAGUGUUCAGUUGAGCAAGUAACCAUGUCAGUGGAUAUGAAUGGAAUGAUUUGCUACUUGUGAUGCUCUACUCGCUAUCAGAUUCUAAUUCUAGGUGUGGCCAACUGGUUUCGCUCGUUGAAUCGAACUGAGGAA
This is a messenger RNA of Linum tenue, 1529 nucleotides long. NCBI's taxonomy places the organism in Eukaryota, Viridiplantae, Streptophyta, Magnoliopsida, Malpighiales, Linaceae. The record is from the annotation of a GenBank genome assembly.